Molecule: messenger RNA, 816 nt
Organism: Brassica napus (rape)
Lineage: Eukaryota; Viridiplantae; Streptophyta; Magnoliopsida; Brassicales; Brassicaceae
Product: glutathione S-transferase T3-like
Exons: 2
Coding region: 1-816 (271 amino acids)
Source: RefSeq, a predicted model, not a curated record
AUGGAUUCCUAUCCAAAUCCAAAUUUUAAUUUUGUUGAUCUUCUUCAAAGUCAACAAGAAAGUGGGUUCGGUUUAGAGUCUUCUUCUUUUCCUCUAUUUGGCACUCAAGCUACCGAAGGUUCUAACUUCGAGCAAGAUAGUCCAGCGGCUGCAGAGCGUAAGGAACGACGGACAUGGACGCCUACUCAUGAUGCUGUUCUCAUCAGCGCGUGGUUAAACACGAGCAAGCAUCCGGUGGUAGGGAAUGAGCAACACUCUGUUGCUUUCUGGAAGCGGAUAGCUGCGUACUAUUCCGCCAGUCCUAAGAUCGCAGAGUGUGACAAAAGAGGCCUCAACAUAGCGAAAUCUUCUGGUCAAAACGAGACUGAUGUGCUCAAGCAUGCCCACGAAAUCUUCUUCAACAACCUUAAAAAAAAAUUCACCCUCGACCAUUGUUGGAAGGAGCUUCGUAAUGACCAGAAGUGGUGUGAACUCUCAACCCCUAAACUCGACGGAAGCAGCAAAAGGAAGAAGGUCGACGACGGUUCUCAUUCAGCAACCUCUCAGGCGUUUGAAACCGACACUGCUGUAGAUGAGCAAGGCAGCAAGCGUCCCCCUGGUGUCAAGGCUGCAAAAGCUCGUGGGAAGAAGAAGAUGGUUGAUGGAAAGGAUCUGUCUGAGUAUCAGACAAUGUGGGUCAUCAGGCAGCAGGACAUCGCAUCCAAAGAAAGGCUCUCGAAGUUUAAGCUUCUCGAGAGUCUCGUUGCAAAACAAGAGCUUGCAGAUUAUGAAGAAGUUCUGAAGAAGAAACUCGUUGAUGAGUUGAUUUCUCCUUAG